AUGGCCAAGCUAGCUGGAAAAAAGUUUACUUGGGUGAUAAAGAAUUUUUCCUCUCUGAAACCUAAAACUUAUCGUUCUGAUACUCAUGAGAUUGGUACUACUGGCUACACCUGCUGCCUUGCAGCUGCUCGCAAUGCAGCUAAACAUGAGGGCUUGUCUGUGCAUAUUAUCUACUGUCCAACUUCGCAUACUGAAGUAAGAAGAUGUGUUAAGUAUAGCCUAACUAUAGUGAAUCAACUGUCGGAAGAGCUAUCCAUAUUUGGAGAAGGAACGCAAUGGUUUGAUCCAUUUGCAAUGGAGCAUGCUUCUGCAUCUGUGUUUUGCUUUCCACAGUUUCAUGACAAAGAUGGCGGAUUCCUAGUAAAUGAUGAAAUCAAGAUUGUUGCGGUGAUUGAGGUUCUUGAAGUUAGUAACAAAUCAGAUAUACAAGUGGAAACCGAGAAGACAAACAAGCCACUGAGAAAGAUAAAGGAAAAUGAUGGCGCAGCUUCUAUUGUUUUGUUGAAGGAAGAUUCAACAAUAAUGGAAAGCAUUGAUGUUAAUGGGUUUCAAGUUUUUCCUUCACAAGUAGAAUUUGUGAGGCGUAUAUUUGAAAAGCACCCUGACAUUGCAGAUGGGUUUCAUGCAAAGAACCAACGUCUAAGGACCACAUGCAUGAAUUUCCUUCUCAGCUUAAUUGAGACAAUGUGUCAAUCACUUCAAGAACUGUCUGAUGAAGAUCUUGUCGAAGCAGACAUUGCACUGACAUAUUUACAGAAUGCAGGAUUUAAGGUUGAUUGGUUGGAGAAGAAUCUGUUUCAAGUAAUUAGCAAGAAGGAGAAAGAGAUUUCCGGUUUGGCCAUGCUCCAAGAAACAGAAGAAAAUUUACUGGAACAGAAGCAAAAGUGUGCACAGCUGGAGGCUCUAGCCGAGGAGCAGAAGAAAGAGUUGUCAGCCACCAGAACUCCUCUGUCAUUCGAUGAUGUUGUUUAA
Messenger RNA from Eruca vesicaria subsp. sativa (arugula), 972 nucleotides. NCBI's taxonomy places the organism in Eukaryota, Viridiplantae, Streptophyta, Magnoliopsida, Brassicales, Brassicaceae. The record is from the annotation of a GenBank genome assembly.